This is a messenger RNA of Pomacea canaliculata, 3653 nucleotides long. RefSeq lists its product as uncharacterized. NCBI's taxonomy places the organism in Eukaryota, Metazoa, Mollusca, Gastropoda, Architaenioglossa, Ampullariidae. Gene Ontology annotation, biological process: regulation of DNA-templated transcription. Bases 456 to 2204 code for a protein of 582 amino acids. The record is from RefSeq and is a predicted model, not a curated record. The transcript has 4 exons. Gene Ontology annotation, molecular function: DNA-binding transcription factor activity.
UGGUGAAGUGGGUCAAGGCCGCGUGACGUCGAUAACGGCCGUUGCUGACAAAGCUGGCGCACGGCGAACGAUCAGUUCCCGAGAAAUGCCGCCUGCGUUGAGUUUCUGAGAAACUGGCCUAAAGUUUAUUGUGAACGGAGGGCUGGCACGCGGUCACAUGCAUACACGGGUUUGUUGUGGUCAGUGUGAGGGUGUGCAUCGCGAGUGUCGUUAGUCGUCUGCAUCGAAGCUCGAUGAAAGGACGAUAGUCGCAAAGUGAGUUCUGCCGCUUUCCGCUCGUCCUCAAAGUUCGUCUGCUCGCUCAACAGAUUGGAGGAGGUUUUUUAUUUUUCGAGUACAGGCGUUUGCUGAUCGAGUAGGCUGCACCAGUAGGUCAGCAAUUGGAUUUCUGGAAAAUCAACAGCAUUUGGUGAUGGACACAUUUUAGUAGGUAACUGGUCAUUAAUGAAGAUCAGAUGUGUACUCUGGCCACCCCCAGCUCAUAUCGUGGAGUUCAGGGAUUCCAGGUGCGCCGCGUUCUGCAGGCAAAGGUCUCAGACAACCUGGCCUCGCGGGGUAUCAGCACGAAAGGCCUAUGGGAUACCAGACCCUCACACAAGCUGUCUCCAGAGGAGCAGCGACGCCUGGAGAGGCAGCGAGAGAACAAGAGGAACUGGGCUCGCAAGGAGCGCGAGAAGAGCAAGAAACGUCUGGAGGAGCUGAAGAUGACCAACUGUCAGCUGGAGUACCAUAACAAGAAGCUAAAAAGCGAAAUCGAUAAGCUUCGUCGUGGGCACUUCGAACUCAAGACACUUCUCAAAGACCACGACUGCCGCAGACUGAACCACGUGGCCAGUCAGUUUGUUCCAACGCGAGGCGUGCUGCUGUCCAGCUCUCAUCCCUCGUCAGAGCUCGGCCUUGGUCAGAAGGUCAUCGAGACUGGAGGUCAGCAAGUAGUCAUUGUGUGCUCGGCGACGAGCAAUGAAAAGGACAACGACCAGGGCAUCGCUUCAAGUGCUGGUCGGCGACGAGCCAAAAGCGAAUCUGCGGUCUUCAUGGUCAAUGAGGGAUCGGCGCAGAAGCACUACCAGAAGCGUGUCUCCUGGCCUGCGGAGUCUGUCACAUACUUUGUCGUGGAAGACGACUCUUACUUCGAAGAGGUCGCCUUAGAGACCAGCGUCCAGCUGACUGGUGACGAGGACAUCGCUGAUGACGAAAGUGUGGAUUCGGGGGGCUUCGCUACUGUAGUGGGUAAUGGCGAGGUUGGGGAAUCGGUCGAGGUCAGCGGAGGUGGCUUUCUGCAUAUGCUUAACGAGGAUGGGAUCAUGGAAUCAGGCGAGGUUUCGGCGAACGAGACCAUCGAAGCAGACUUGAGUGACCCGAGUCACACGGUGUUCAUACAGGAACUUAAUCCGUUUGUACCGAAGAUCCCCGUUAUAGAUACAAUCGUUAAAAAUGGUCUCAACGGUUUCGAUACACUUGUUGUCAAAGGGGCAGGCAAUUCGGGAAGCGGAGUCGAAAUUGAUGAUAAUUCCACGUCUCAACAGGUGUCCUCGAACAGCAGACAAGUGGCGAGAGCCCUUUCUUAUCCGUUGACGGACACAGAGGGUUUCGAGAAUAGAAGCAACUGUCAGAACAUGCUCAGUCGAAGACUGGCCAUGGCCCCUUGGUGCGUUUCAGAGGAUCUCAACGGUUUCCGGCGAGUACAGAAGCAGCUCAGUGAGGGUUCAGAAUCCGGGACCUGCCACUCCUCGGUUAGCUUGGGAAUUAAAGUCGUCCCCCCUAGCUCCCAUUGUCCGAAGGAAGCAGAAAAACAGUUGCCGAAGACGGUUUCGUGGAGACACGAUGCCUCGGAAGCGAGCGCCGCCAAACGGCCACGUUUCUCUUCGCUCCCGAAAGAUUCUACUUUGCCCGAACUCAUCCCAAGGCAAGAAGGCGUGGCAGAAGAAUCGGACAGGGGUGUCCAGACCAUCGUCAUCGGAGACCACGUGUACCACGUCAACGACAAGGAUGGGAGUCGAUCAGCUGCAAAUGAAACGCUCGAUAGCGACGACGAGAUAGACACCAACUUCCGGCCCGUCGGGAGACUGAUUCCAGCUCGAACCACGCCAUCCACCCCGUCUACCCCAUCCAGCACAGAUUCCACUGUUCCCACCUUCUCCAGCAGCGCCUCGCCCACUCUUGCUAGAAGUUUCUCCGAGGACUCCAUAGAUUCUAACGGAUAAGCCUUGCUAAGCCAAUGCGCAGUUGUACCACGUGAUCAAUAGACAGACUGACUACAGACUUGCAGACUUUCUAAGUCUGUACAGAGACACGUGACAGAACAAAUGCUGAGCACAAACGUGCUAAAACCUGAUGUGAACAAACUGUGUGUGUGGAGGGCGGUGAGGGUUGUGUGCAUAUGUAUGACCGUACGUAUGUUUGCGUAUUUUUAAACUCUUCUUUAAAUUGUAUAUUCCAGUAGGAAAAGCCAGGAACAUCUCGGAUGAGGUUUCAUCUAAAGACAAAGUUAUCGGGAAGUAAAAGCAGGUCAUUAUUUUGUCCUCAGUAUUCGCUCUUGUCAUACGCUCGGUUUAGAGUAGAAUCAGACAUCACGUGUAACGUCUGCUUCAGCUCACAGGUAACUCUUAUCAACUGUUUCAACCACUACUUGUUCCUAUAUCCGUGCGUGUGUGUGCUUUGGUGUGGAACUGGGGUGCAAUAAGACCCGGCAAAAGAAAACUUGAGAAGUUCUACAUACAUGUGUACAGAGAGAGAGAGAAGUAUUGUUCCAUAAACUGACUGUGCUGGCCACAAACUCGGCAAAUGAAGACUUUCACCAGCUCCACACAACUGGGUAGCAAUGCUCUAUGUCAGUUUAUUAUGUCUAGCAUAAUAAUGUCAUAAUUGUUUCUGUUGUCUUACCUAGACGAAGUAGAUUAACUUUCCAUAUAAACUAUCUUGAAUCUCUUUGUGAUUUAAAUCGACCGGUGGUAUGACCGUUUUGUUUCAUUAUUGCGGAGGUAAGGAUGAAAGGGAUGGGGUAGGGGUCGAGAGGAGAAGCCAGUGGUGUCACGACUGACCGAAAGUGAAAGCAUGGAACGAGCGAAUGGACGAUGAAAGCAUGGGACGAGCGAAUGGACGAUGAAAGCAUGGGACGAGCGAAUGGACGAUGAAAGCAUGGGACGAGCGAGUGGACGAUGAAAGCAUGGGACGAGCGAAUGGACGAUGAAAGCAUGGGAGGAGCGAAGGGAAAAGCUUGUGCUGACUCACAGGUACCCGACCGUUGACUGAUGCAGACUGUGUUGUUGAGAGAUCAUAUCACAGCUUUUCGCAUCAUUUCAAAAACUGCUAACCGCUCAAGCUUGCCUGUUUAACUGUCCACAAACCAUACUGUGUGUGUGUUUGUGUGUCCGUGUUAGUAUUAUGCAUGAGUGUACGCGCAUCUGCAUAUAUGUAUACGCGCGUGGGUGUGCGUGUGUGCUUUUGUGAGCGAGUGAGAAAUGAAAAAUAUUUUUCUGCUCAUUUCACAUUGGUGUUUAGGGGACCAAAUGAUUAAUCCAUUUUGCCUUAUAGGGCCAAGUGUGUGUGUGUGGGGUGUACACCCGCGUGCAAACUUGGAUUAUUGUGUAAUUCAACAUAUCGUGUGAUUGAAUUAUAGAUUUAUGUGAAUAAAUAAAACUAAAAACAUGAUA